CGCUCCGAUUAGUGACAUCACAUGCUCUCCUCGUCCAAUCAGAAAUCUAAAAAUGCUGAGUCGCGCUCUGCGCGCUUUGCUCGAAAGGGUUUGCAACGUUCACUCGCGUCAGUCGCGUCCCUAUUAUCUUCCUACUUCAUGAUCCAGAUCCACUUUAUCGGAGAACGGUUAUACACACGCUCGUACACGCCGAUACCGAUAUAUACGUAUGCCUUAUUCGAAUACGCAAUACCAUCGUCGUCGAUGCAAAAUCGGAGUCGUGCGUCUACCUCGACGACGUUUCCGCGGCAUAAAUAUGUAAAUACAGUAUGGCCGAAAGAAGCGGAAGCUUCUACACUUUCCCGGAUGGCAUUUCGUUAUGCGACUGACGGAGUUUCGACGCUACGCCGUUCGAUGUGAUUCCCGUGGAUACACGAGUCUCCGGAGCGAAAUGACGUAAACGGUUACGCCGAGAUCUUUCACGGAAUAUAUUUCGACUAGAUCCGAUAAGAAUGUCACUCGGUCGCCACUGGUAAGAGAGAGAGAAAGAGAGAGAGAGAGAGAGAAAGUGCGAGCUAGCGAGAGAGAGAGAGAGAGAAAGGGAGUGAGAGUGAGUGAGAGAAAAAGAAGGAGAUGUUAUGUUUAUAUCUCGGUGAAGUGUAGGAGGACACACCGCUCGUGAACUCUAAAUACAUCCCUCGCGCGCGCGGAGGAUGGAAUGCAACGAGCGGAGGCACGUUCGUCGGUGCACGUUCUAAAGCUACACGACGAUGCCGCGGCAGGCCUACACCGCGUGCCCCGCCGACAUUCCGCUCGGCGGCGUCGACGAUGUCAAAGCCAUAGGCGCCGCUGCCAUGGACACGGACGUGGAGCUCGGCAAGGGCGAGGGGUGCGAGACCAUCCCGGGCUGCUCCGGCUACUCGAGCAUGGUGCACAGCAAGAAGGUCAUUAAGCACGCGUUGCGGCAGCAGGCCAAGCGGCGCAGGAAGAACACGACGAUAGCGUCGGGCAAUUCCCGCACGUUGCCCAGGAUCGUCGUCAAGCCGCUACCGCCGCCGCCGCCGAACGAUCCGCCGUCCCCGGUCAAUAACGUGCAGCACGUCAACGCCGCAACGGAAGAACCUGCUGCCACAAUGAGAGAAGUUUUGGCGAGUCUACCUGGAUUUAGCUUAAAGUCAAGCCGCAGGCGAUCGACAAAGAGACUGUCCGCAACCGCGCAAUUAGAAGCUGGUCUCGUGGAUUUGGAAUCUCCAGCGAGUAUAUUAGCAAGUACGAGCUUACGCGCUCUGUUAAAUAGGCAUACGUUUCAAGGCUUGCCUCCACUUUAUCAAAGGAAGCUCGCGCAACUCCUGCCUGCUGUAGACAGACAGGACGCUGCUAUCUCUGGAUUGAACAAUGAAUUUUUCGCGAGAGCUUGCCUAGAAUGGCGGAAACGUCUGGCAGAAGGAGAAUUCACGCCGGAAAAUCAGCAACGCCUGAAGAUGGAGGCGGAGCGAGACAAGAAUAAGCUGGAUCCAUGGAAGGUGAAACACUUCGAACCGAUAUGGGGAGAGAAGCGAGAGCCUAAACUUAAAUCGAAUCUCCAUUACAUUACCGAGUCACGUUCCAGCGGUGCUGUGACACGAUCGAGUUUAAGACUUCGUCUGGAAUCUAGCGUGGAUAUUCCUACGUCGGAGCACGCAGUCUGUCCCAUCGUAAUGACCGAGGACAAAGUCGACACUAGCUGCAAGACCGAGAUCAGCAUAAAGACUUCCGACGAUCUAGUUAAUUCUGAGGAGGUGCAACAAAAUCUAUUGCCCUUGGAUUACAACGCAUUGCCGGACAAUGUGACCGAUGAGAAACAUUUAGAUGACUCCAUGCAAGUAAAUUCCAUAGAGGUGACGGAAGAUAUUCAAAUGCACGACAGUAAGCUGGAAGAAGUUGACAAGCUUGCGGAUAUUUGCGAGAAACAGGAUUUGGUUGAGGCCAGUGAGAUCGCGAGACAGAUAUGCCAGGAAGCCAUCUCGAAUGUGUACGAGGAGGAGACGAACUUUUCCUCGAGCGAGAAAAAUUUACAGCCCAUGGAAAACAACGUGAUCGAAGCGUCGGAGGAGGACACCGUGCUGCUACCCGACGACAAUUCGUCACCCAGAUCGAGCGAGCAGAUCGAACGCGCGUCGCACACGUCCGGGGAAUCGAUGUCGCAGUUGUCCAGUGAAUAUAUAUCGCAAGCGUCCCUCGAUCAGAUUUCGCAGAUGUCCAAAGAACAGAUCUCGCAAAUAUCCAGCGAUCAGAUUUAUCAGAUAUCGGAUUGCGAGACCGCGAGUAUCCUCGAAAGCUCGUCGCCGCAGGAUCAAGUCAGGCCCGCGGAUAUCGUUAUCGAGGAUACCAGUUUGAUUAACAGCGAUCAAACUGACGUGACACAGGCUUCCCACGAAAAUCCAACGGACAGCGAAUCGCAAAUUCCAGAAGGAAUGGAGAUCGAUAGCGAGACUUUACAGCGUAUUCACGAACUCGAGGUACGAGGAGAAAUGCGGGAAAUGUAUGAAGAGAUUUCGGGAUGUCCAGAGGAGAUAAUAUAUCCAAUUCUGGAGGGAAUGGAAAUGGCUUCAACUAAUGCAGAAGUAACCGAGCCUCAAGUAGUAACUGGACAAACUGAAGAUACUACGGGAACGGACGUAAAUGUUGGUAACGAGGACGAAGCUUUGCGAGAGGCGAAUAAUUAUGUCUGCUCUGAAAUGUUGGAAUGCAGUUGGACGGUGGAUCCGACCGUUAGUAACAUCAAUAACAACAAUAGGACGCAGGAGGAGCUGCAGGUACCUUGGCCUUUGGUGGCGGCUGCUCUUGACGGAUCGGUAGCUGCUAAUAUCACAGUAACGACGCAGGAUGAAUGCAGCGAGACGUCCACAACGACCGACUCUACGACUUCUUCGCAACAAUUCAUUAAUACGGACACCAACGUGGAAUCCGUGAAUUGCAUUCAGUUGCCGGUUGUUCAAGGAACCACGUUUCAAUCGGAUGGCAGCCUAGCUAUCAGCACACCGGGCAACACCUGCGUUAUGAAGAGCCUGCAGUCGCAGAGUCCGCCGAUCAUCGCGUUCCCGCAAUUGCAGUCCAUCAGAUUUGUGCAAACGAGCUUCAAUCCGGAACAGGAGGCGACGUCUCCGCUGGCGAAUAACUCGUCUACGAUCUCGGCCCAGCUUCAGCCCCAGCAGAGUAACGCCGCGCAGGUUAACAUGAUACGGGCGCAGGAUACCAUCACUCAGAUAAAUACUCAGAACAACGGUGUGCGCGGUAACGUGAAUCAGAACACCAUUGUGACGCAAGGCCAGGUGCAAAAUACCCUCCCGACCACGAUGGGAGUACAGUCGCAGAAUCGUGCACAAAAUGCGAUCGUUAUUCAACAUCCGACUGCCGCCUCUGUUCAACCCCGGCAAAUCGCGGCCGCCGUGCAUCAACAGCAGCAGCAGCAGCAGCCACAGCAGACGCAACAGCAGCAGCAGCAGCAGACGCAGCAACAGCAGCAAUACGCCGGACCGUCAGUGACCGUUUCGUCGCGACCCUCGCGCGUAUCCAAUCAAAACACCCAAAGAGGCUCUAGAAAUAGUAACAAAGAGCAAGGGAGCAGAUCGAGGAGCUCCACGAAAGAACCUCCGGGCGCUGUCAACUUGGAGCGCAGCUAUCAGAUAUGCCAAGCGGUCAUACAGAGUUCACCGAAUAGAGAUCAGCUGAAGGCCCAUCUCAAGCCACCGCCGAGUUUGCUCGCUAGAGGAGACGGUGCAUUCACGACCAGCAAAUCGGGCGGGCGCACCCUGACGACGGUCAAACCCCAGAAAACGCAGCAGGCGAUACAGCACAAUAAACAAGCUCAAAAUAAGACGCAGGCAGUUAUGCUGAGACAUGUAUUCGCUACGGCGCGUCAAGCCGCAUCAACGGAGGUUACAGAAAGCACUCCUAUAGCGCAGCUUGGUUCCACCACCAGCAACGGUCUCGGGCAGUAUAUACUUGUACAAAGGACAGGAGUCGGGGAUAGUGCGCCGAGAGCAUCGUCCGCGCCUCCGUUACCGCCGCAGAUCGCAGGGAUGGGCGUUGGGGUCCAUUUGGUGCGAGGUAGACCGGCGAGCGCCGGCGAGGGUUCCCAUCAGGCUGUCACCCUAAAGGCGAGAGGCCCGGACAGCAGAGUGACAGGCGGCGCGGAACCGGGCGCGCCCGGCAUGAUAAUCGGCGGCGAUCCGCCACCCCCGUGCGAAUGUAAUAUGCGAGGAGCCAUGGUAAUUUGCCGGCAGUGUGGUGCCUUCUGCCACGAUGACUGCAUCGGGCCUCAACGUAUCUGUGCUACCUGCCUCAUACGUUAAAUCACUCCAUCUUCAUCCAACCGCGUUCGUGUAUAAAAAUUAAACCCGUCGUAAGAGUGCUGAGCAUCCAAGUUGGUGAAACGGAAGAUAUCAAACAUGUUAUCGUAUUAAUUAAUUUAUGUACAUGU
Messenger RNA from Wasmannia auropunctata (little fire ant), 4441 nucleotides. RefSeq names its product polycomb protein Asx (gene Asx). Gene Ontology annotation, biological process: positive regulation of transcription by RNA polymerase II; animal organ morphogenesis. Gene Ontology annotation, cellular component: PR-DUB complex. NCBI's taxonomy places the organism in Eukaryota, Metazoa, Arthropoda, Insecta, Hymenoptera, Formicidae. Bases 750 to 4313 code for a protein of 1187 amino acids. The transcript is spliced from 7 exons. Gene Ontology annotation, molecular function: chromatin binding; DNA binding. The record is from RefSeq and is a predicted model, not a curated record.